GCACAUCUUGUUGCACGAUCUAGAAUCCAAGAAAUUUCGUGUGAAAACAUGAAAACAUUGUAUAAAAACAUCAUUAUGUUGGCAACUAUUUCUUACAGUUGUUAAGUUGCUGUUAUUUCGGUUGUUGUAAGAUGCACUGUGGAUGCAUUAGUCCUAACGGGAGGUAUUAGCUACAUCAUUAACCAGAGGACUUAAAAAGGCAUUUGAAAAAGAAAUGUUCUCGCCUUACAAAAACCAAGCAGAGGUUGAUUAAUGCUUGCAUUUCCAUUCAUUAACAAAAAAUGGCUUCAUUUUCCUUCCCUAUCACUACCACUGCCUUUGUUCUCUUGCUUCUAAGUCUCACCUCCAAUGUAUUCAACAACUUAGCAGCCAAACACAGCCACCAUUCCUCCUCCGUUAAGGCCAAAACAAACCCGAGGCUGCAAAAAGCCUACAUUGCUCUCCAGGCUUGGAAGCGCGUUAUCUACUCUGAUCCUAAAAACACGACUGCCAAUUGGAUUGGCCCUUCAGUGUGCAACUACACUGGCAUAUAUUGCACGCCAUUCCCUAAUGACACAAAAAUCCAAGUUGUUGCUGGCAUUGAUCUGAACCAUGCUGAUAUAGCCGGUUUCCUACCUGAGGAAUUCGGCCUUCUCAACGACUUAGCCUUACUGCACCUAAACAGCAAUCGCUUCUGUGGAAUCCUCCCACUCUCUUUAUCAAAUCUUACUCUCUUGCAUGAGCUUGAUAUAAGUAACAACCGAUUCGUAGGACCUUUUCCACACGUUGUGCUCUCUCUGCCUUCUUUAAAAUAUCUUGAUCUUCGCUACAAUGAGUUUGAAGGUCCAUUGCCUUCUCAACUCUUUAGCAAAGAUCUCGAUGCUAUUUUCGUUAACAAUAACCGUUUAACUUCCGUGAUCCCUUCGAAUUUAGGAUCAAGCACUGCUUCUGUUGUGGUUUUUGCCAAUAACUACUUUGGAGGAUGUUUACCACCUAGCAUAGCCAACUUUGCAAACACCUUAGAAGAAAUGCUUCUUAUUAAUACUAGCUUAUCAGGAUGUUUGCCUCCUGAAGUUGGAUUUUUGUACAAGUUAAAAGUUCUAGAUGUGAGCAAUAACAAGUUAGCAGGGGCAGUGCCUUAUACUAUUGCUGGUUUAGCUCAUUUGGAGCUACUAAAUUUAGCACAUAACAUGUUUAGUGGAAUUGUGCCAGAGGGAAUAUGUGUAUUGCCAAAACUCUCAAACUUCACAUUCUCUUAUAACUACUUUUGUGAGGAGCAAGGGAUUUGCAGCAACUUGACAUCAAAGGGUACACUGUUCGAUGAUCGUAUGAACUGUUUGCCCGAAAAGCCUCUUCAGAGAAGCAAGAAGGAAUGUGAUGCUGUGGCUGAACAUCCCGUUGACUGUUUAGCUUUUCAUUGUGGCACUUGAUAUUGGUGUUCAUGAGUUGGUUCUGCUGAAAAUAUGACUUAGUAUACUGGUUUUCGAGUUCUCUUUGAUUUUUGUUUUCAAAUUUAGUAGCCAGUGUGAAAAAGGAAAAGAAGUGCUAUGGUCUAAUCUAUGGAAUAACGUCAAUAGUAAUUUCUGUAAAUAUGGUGUGUGAUUAAGUUUUUUAUAUGUUUGUAAUUCAACUUUCAUGCUGCUUAUUUGUGCCCAAACAAUGAUUCUCAGAUUUGGGAGAUCUUGAUCUUAAUCAAGCUGGCACCCAUAUGAGAUUUCCAUACUUCUUGUACUGUAUAUUUCAUUCCGGUUCAAUAUUUAUUUGUGGUUAUUUGCAUAUAAACUGGAUGCAACUGUU
This is a messenger RNA of Lycium barbarum (goji berry), 1776 nucleotides long. Its product is annotated as leucine-rich repeat extensin-like protein 4. The transcript has a single exon. The coding region runs from base 282 to 1409 and encodes 375 amino acids. Gene Ontology annotation, molecular function: protein binding. The record is from RefSeq and is a predicted model, not a curated record. NCBI's taxonomy places the organism in Eukaryota, Viridiplantae, Streptophyta, Magnoliopsida, Solanales, Solanaceae.